AUCGAAAUCAAACGAUCGUUUGCAAUUUUCAAGAUAUUAAACUUUUUUCCAGACUUUAAAAUUUUCUUAUUUUGUUUUUAUCUUUCCGAGUAGACACCAUCUUCGCAAUGUUUACAUUCAUUUCGCGCCAAACAAAAUCAGUCCGCAACGUCGCGUCUCGUGCACCAGCAGUCCCUUUCCAACGGUUUCAUCGAAACACACCCUCCGCAACGAUGCCAACCCUAAACAACGGCCUGCCGAUUCCCGCAAUGGGCCUCGGAACGUACAAAAUUUCCGGCGCGGACGGAGUCCGCACGCUGCAGCUCGCCAUCACCGCCGGUUACCGCCUGUUCGAUACGGCGUCCGCGUACGGCAACGAGUCUACGCUGGGUGAAACCCUCGCCGGGGUUGACCGGUCGGAUGUGUUUGUGGUUUCGAAGCUGGGGCCGGGUUUUCACCGGCCGGAGCGGGUCGAGGAGGGGGUGCGCGGCUCGUUGACGCGGUUGGGGCUGGAGUACGUGGAUUUGUACCUGAUGCACUCGCCGGUUGGGAUGGUGUUUGGGGAUGAGGGGUUGGUGGACGAUGGGGUGAGUCCGGUUGAUACGUGGCAUGCGUUGGAGGAGUGCUACCGGAAGGGGCUGGUGCGCUCGAUUGGGGUGUCGAACUUUAGUGAGGCUCAGCUGGGGGCGGUUUUGGAGGGGGGUGGGGUGAAGCCGGCCGUUCAUCAGUUUGAGUGUUCGGUUGGGUUUAGGGAGGAGCGGAUGGUGGGGAUGUGUCGGGAAGAGGGGGUGCUGGUGAUGGCGUAUAGGCCGCUGGGGAAGCCGAAGGUGGAACUGAAGAAGCCGGACUAUUUGUACGAGGGAAAGGUGGUGGAGGUUGCCCGGGAGUUGGGGAAGACGCCGGCGCAGGUGGCGCUGCGGUUUUUGAUUGAGGAAGGAUUCGUGCCGAUUCCCAAGUCUUCAAACGCUGAACGGCUGAAGGAAAAUUUGGCGGUUCUGGACUUCAAGCUUGACCAGGAGACAAUGGAGCGGCUGAGGACGUCCGUAGUUCAGCACGAUCGGACUGCAACCUUGGACUGGUUGAAAGGGGCAAAACAUUACCCGUUCUAAUAAAAUUACGUUCACCUCAAUAAAGAAUAAUUGAAACUCAUUCGAGCUGUCAC
Molecule: messenger RNA, 1141 nt
Organism: Culex quinquefasciatus (southern house mosquito)
Lineage: Eukaryota; Metazoa; Arthropoda; Insecta; Diptera; Culicidae
Product: 1,5-anhydro-D-fructose reductase-like
Exons: 2
Coding region: 108-1088 (326 amino acids)
Molecular function (GO): oxidoreductase activity
Source: RefSeq, a predicted model, not a curated record